Molecule: messenger RNA, 1035 nt
Organism: Budorcas taxicolor (takin)
Lineage: Eukaryota; Metazoa; Chordata; Mammalia; Artiodactyla; Bovidae
Product: putative olfactory receptor 7A2
Exons: 1
Coding region: 31-1035 (334 amino acids)
Biological process (GO): G protein-coupled receptor signaling pathway
Cellular component (GO): membrane
Molecular function (GO): G protein-coupled receptor activity; olfactory receptor activity
Source: RefSeq, a predicted model, not a curated record
UUUUUCUUUCCUAGUAGUUACUUCAAACACAUGGGACCAGGCAAUGAUACACAAAUUUCAGAAUUUAUUCUCCUGGGAUUGUCAAAGGAACCAGAUCUACAGCCCCUCAUAUUUGGACUUUUCCUCUCCAUGUACCUGAUCACUGUGUUUGGAAACCUGCUCAUCAUCCUGGCCGUCAGCUCAGACCCCCACCUCCACACCCCCAUGUACUUCUUCCUCUCCAACCUGUCCUUUGUAGACAUCUGUUUCAUCUCUACCACUGUCCCAAAGAUGUUAUGGAACCUCCAGACCCAGAGCAAAGUUAUAACCUAUGAAGGCUGCAUCACACAAAUUUAUUUUUUCCUACUGUCUGCAGUGUUGGACAUCUUCCUCCUGACAGUGAUGGCCUAUGACCGCUUUGUGGCCAUCUGUCACCCACUGCACUACACAAUCAUCAUGAAUCCCUGGCUCUGUGGACUACUGGUCCUGGCGUCUUGGAUCAUGUGUAUUCUGAAUUCCUUGUUACAAAGCUUAAUGGUUUUGCGGCUUUCCUUUUGCACGAAUGUGGAAAUCCCCCACUUUUUUUGUGACCUCAGUCAGAUGACCCAACUUGCCUGUUCUGACAACUUUCUUAAUUACAUGGUGAUUUAUUUUACAGCUGUCCUUCUAGGUAGUGGUGCCCUGAUUGGUAUCCUUUACUCUUACUCAAAGAUUGUUUCCUCCAUACGUAGAGCCACAUCAACUCAAGGGAAGUAUAAAGCAUUUUCCACCUGUGCAUCUCACCUCUCAGUUGUCUCCUUAUUUUUUUCUACAAGCCUUGGGGUGUACUUUAGCUCUGCUGCUACCCAGAGCUCACACUCAAGUGCAAUAGCCUCAGUGAUGUACACUGUGGUCACACCCAUGCUGAAUCCCUUCAUCUACAGUCUGAGAAAUAAAGACAUAAAGGGGGCUCUGGAAAGACUCUUUGUGAUGGUGAGUCCAAAAAGGCAAAUAAUUCUGGGCCUGGAGAAAUGCCCAUCAUUGUGGGGCUCAAUGCCUCAGAGUCAGCUGUUGUGA